AUGUCGCUCCUGGGGACCCUCAACCCCAACCUCAACCCGAUCCACGGCAAUGGCUCCGCGGAUGCCGAAACAGACCAGACCGCGGUUGUCGAGGCUCGUCGCCAUGACCCCGCGAGCAGCGUGAACACCGAUGACACGGCCCUGGAGAAGACCACCGAGAUUGGAAACGAGGAUUUGCUGGAAGCCGACGUCACUCGCCUGGCUCAGCAGCUCACGCGUGAAUCCACCCAUUUCUCCGUCUCUGCUGGGAACACCGAGAAUACCUUCACGGAAGCCAAGGAUGAAUCCACGCUGAACCCGCACAGCCCGAACUUCAGGGCGAAGAACUGGAUGAAGAACCUGCUCGCCAUUACAUCUCGCGACCCGGAACGCUACCCACAGCGCCAGGCCGGCGUCUCGUUUCGCAACCUCGGUGUGCAUGGGUUUGGAAGCCCCACGGAUUACCAGAAGGAUGUGCUCAACUCCAUCCUGCAGAUCGGUGGCCUGUUCCGCAUGCUUGCCGGGACGGGGAAGCAGAAGAUUCAGAUUCUGCGGAAUUUCGAUGGCUUGGUCAAGAGCGGCGAGAUGCUGGUCGUUCUGGGCCGUCCAGGAAGUGGCUGUUCGACCUUCUUGAAGACACUUGCUGGAGAAAUGAACGGAAUCUACAAGGAUGACACGACUCACAUGAACUACCAAGGAAUUUCCGACAAAAUGAUGAGGAACCAGUUUCGCGGUGAAGCUAUCUAUACGGCCGAGACGGAUGUCCACUUCCCCCAGCUGUCUGUUGGAGACACUCUGAAAUUCGCCGCUUUGGCUCGUGCCCCCCGCAACCGCCUGCCGGGUGUCUCUCGCGAGGAAUACGCCGAGCAUAUGCGGGAUGUGAUCAUGGCUAUGCUGGGUCUGUCGCACACUAUCAACACCCGGGUCGGUAACGACUUCGUGCGCGGUGUGUCUGGAGGCGAGCGCAAGCGUGUUAGUAUUGCCGAGGCCACCCUCUGUGCUAGCCCACUGCAGUGCUGGGACAACAGUACUCGUGGUCUGGACAGUGCAAACGCCUUGGAGUUCUGCAAGACCUUGAACCUGAUGACCAAGUAUACGGGCACUACGGUUGCAGUGGCCAUCUACCAGGCUUCCCAGAGCGCCUACGAUGUUUUUGACAAAGUCACGGUGCUGUACGAGGGCCGACAGAUCUACUUCGGCCGCACCAAUGAGGCCAAGGAGUUCUUCACUACGAUGGGAUUUGACUGCCCUGAGCGUCAAACGACGGCCGAUUUCCUGACCUCUCUCACUAGUCCCUCGGAGCGGAUUGUGAAGCCUGGCUUCGAGAACCUGGUUCCUCGGACUCCGGAUGAAUUCGCGGCUGCUUGGAAGAACAGCGAUGCCUACAAGAAAUUGAUCAAGGAGAUCGAGGAGUACGAUCAGGCCUACCCGAUCGGUGGGGAGUCGCUGCAGAAGUUCAUCGAUUCUCGUCGGGCCAUGCAGGACAGGAACCAGCGGGUGAAAUCUCCAUACACCAUGUCCGUCAUCCAGCAGGUUAACCUCUGCAUGGUUCGAGGUUUCCAGCGUCUCAAGGGCGAUGCUAGCUUGACCAUCAGUGCGCUGAUUGGUAACUUCAUUAUGGCUUUGAUUAUCGGCUCGGUCUUUUUCAACCUGGACGAUACUACGGAUUCGUUCUAUUCUCGUGGUGCUCUUUUGUUCUUCGCAGUUUUGCUCAAUGCGUUCUCGAGUGCACUUGAGAUUUUGACCCUUUAUGCCCAACGCCCGAUUGUCGAAAAGCAGGCUCGUUACGCCAUGUACCAUCCCUUUACCGAGGCCAUUGCCUCGAUGCUGUGUGAUAUGCCGUACAAACUUCUCAACUCGGUGACUUUCAACGUGCCGCUCUAUUUCAUGACGGGUCUUCGCCAGACUGCGGGCGCUUUCUUUACGUUCCUCCUGUUCUCCAUUGUGACCACUUUGACCAUGUCCAUGAUUUUCCGAACCAUCGCUGCCUCCUCGCGAACUCUAUCCCAGGCUUUGGUGCCAGCCGCCAUCCUGAUCCUGGGUCUGGUCAUCUACACGGGUUUCACCAUCCCGCCUAGCAACAUGCUGGGCUGGUCUCGGUGGAUGAACUACAUUGAUCCGAUCGCGUAUGGGUUCGAGUCGUUGAUGGUGAAUGAAUUCCACAACCGAGUUUUCCAGUGCCCGCCGGCGUCGUUCAUUCCCAAUGGCUCGGGCUACAUGGACGUUGGACUCAUGAACAAGAUCUGCUCGACCAAGGGUGCUAGGACCGGCUCGGACGUCGUGUACGGUGACAAUUAUCUCCACGAUAGCUUCCAGUACUACAACACCCACAAGUGGAGGAACCUCGGUAUCAUGUUUGCCUUCAUGGUUUUCUUCAUGGCCACUUACCUCAUCGGCACCGAGUACAUUUCCGAGUCCAAGUCCAAGGGUGAGGUCCUGCUCUUCCGUCGGGGCCACGCCCCCAAGAAGGUCGAAGACGAUGUGGAGCAGUCUCAGACUGUGAACCCCUCUGAGAAGACCAACGACGCGAGCGACGGUAAAGUCACCGCGGGUAUUCAACGGCAGACCGCCGUGUUCCACUGGCAGGACGUGUGCUAUGAUAUCAAGAUCAAGAACGAGGAGCGCCGCAUUCUGGACCACGUUGAUGGCUGGGUCAAACCGGGCACUUGCACGGCUCUGAUGGGUGUAUCCGGAGCAGGGAAAACUACACUUCUGGAUGUUUUGGCUACUCGAGUGACCAUGGGUGUUGUGUCGGGUGAGAUGUUGGUUGAUGGCCGUAUUCGUGACCAAUCUUUCCAGCGGAAGACAGGCUACGUUCAACAGCAGGAUCUUCAUCUCCAUACCACGACUGUCCGUGAAGCCCUUCGCUUCAGUGCCGUCCUUCGGCAACCAGCCCACGUCAGCCGCCAGGAGAAAUUCGAAUAUGUCGAGGAAGUGAUCAAGCUUUUGGGAAUGGAGCACUAUGCGGACGCCGUCGUUGGUGUUCCUGGUGAAGGUCUCAACGUUGAGCAGCGCAAGCGUCUCACGAUCGGAGUCGAGCUUGCUGCCAAGCCGCAGCUGCUCCUGUUCCUGGACGAGCCCACUUCCGGUCUUGACAGUCAGACUUCUUGGUCUAUUCUCGAUCUCAUCGACACCCUCACCAAGCACGGCCAGGCCAUUCUCUGCACGAUCCACCAGCCCUCUGCCAUGCUCUUCCAGCGUUUCGAUCGCCUGCUCUUCCUUGCCAAGGGCGGCAAGACCGUGUACUUUGGAGACAUCGGAGAGAAGUCGUCGACGCUUUCUAGCUACUUCGAGCGGAAUGGCGCGCCCAAGCUGCCCGCCGACGCUAACCCAGCCGAAUGGAUGCUUGAAGUCAUUGGAGCAGCACCCGGAUCGCACAGUGACAUUGACUGGCCUGUCGUGUGGCGUGAAAGCCCCGAGCGCAAGGGGGUGCUGGAGCACCUGGCGGAAUUGAAGUCGACUCUUUCCCAGAAGACCAUCGAGCCGGCCAGCGACGACCCUUCCAGCUUCAAGCAGUUUGCGGCGCCCUUCUCGGUGCAGCUCUGGGAGUGUCUCGUGCGCGUGUUCAGCCAGUACUGGCGAACGCCCGUCUACAUCUACUCCAAGUCGGCGCUGUCAAUCCUCACGGCUCUCUACAUUGGUUUCUCCUUCUUCCAGGCACAAAACACCGUCCAGGGUCUUCAGAACCAGAUGUUCAGUAUCUUCAUGCUCAUGACUAUAUUCGGUAACCUGGUCCAGCAAAUCAUGCCCCACUUCGUGACGCAGCGCUCGCUGUACGAGGUGCGCGAGCGGCCCUCCAAGACCUACUCGUGGCAGGCGUUCAUGACAGCCAACAUCCUAGUGGAACUGCCCUGGAACUCGCUGAUGGCCGUCCUGAUCUUCGUGUGCUGGUACUACCCAAUCGGCUUGUACCGCAACGCCGAGCCCACCGACUCGGUGCACGAGCGAGGUGCCCUGAUGUUCCUUCUGAUCCUGACCUUCCUCCUGUUCACCUCGACGUUCGCCCACAUGAUCAUCGCGGGUAUCGAGCUCGCCGAGACCGGCGGCAACCUGGCCAACCUGUUGUUCUCGCUCUGCCUGAUCUUCUGUGGUGUCCUCGCCACCCCGGACAAGAUGCCGCACUUCUGGAUCUUCAUGUACCGCGUCUCGCCCUUCACGUAUUUGGUGUCGGCCAUGUUAUCUACAGGCGUGUCCGGCACCGACGCUAUCUGCGAGCCCAUCGAAUUCCUGCGCUUCGAUGCCCCCUCGGGCAUGAACUGCUCCCAAUACCUCGACCCCUACCUCAAGGCGGCCGGUGGCUAUCUCGAAGACCCCAAUGCCCUGACCCACUGCUCCAUGUGCUCUAUUUCCAGCACUGACACCUACCUCGCUGCUGUGCUCAGUUACUACAAGGAUGCGUGGCGCAACUUUGGCCUCAUGUGGGUUUACAUUGCGGUCAAUAUUUUCUUGGCUGUGUUUAUCUACUGGCUUGCGCGUGUGCCCAAGGGAAGCCGGAACAAGGGUUCUUCUUGA
Molecule: messenger RNA, 4491 nt
Organism: Penicillium alfredii
Lineage: Eukaryota; Fungi; Ascomycota; Eurotiomycetes; Eurotiales; Aspergillaceae
Product: pleiotropic drug resistance family ABC transporter
Exons: 6
Coding region: 1-4491 (1496 amino acids)
Biological process (GO): transmembrane transport
Cellular component (GO): membrane
Molecular function (GO): ABC-type transporter activity; ATP hydrolysis activity; ATP binding
Source: RefSeq, a predicted model, not a curated record